This is a messenger RNA of Rosa chinensis, 1553 nucleotides long. Its product is annotated as dof zinc finger protein DOF3.2. The record is from RefSeq and is a predicted model, not a curated record. NCBI's taxonomy places the organism in Eukaryota, Viridiplantae, Streptophyta, Magnoliopsida, Rosales, Rosaceae. The coding region runs from base 382 to 1329 and encodes 315 amino acids. Gene Ontology annotation, biological process: regulation of DNA-templated transcription. Gene Ontology annotation, molecular function: DNA-binding transcription factor activity; DNA binding. The transcript has 2 exons.
GCGGACCUGUGGGACUCGCUACCCUUCUACUACUACUACUACUCGAUCAAGCUUUCCUUUCUUUCUUUCUCUGCGUGCAAGCUACCUAGCCAGAACCCCGAAACCGCCUCUCAUAUCCAUUAUCAUCUUUCGUACGGCAGAACCCAUCAUUUUUAUUUUUACCUAAUUUAAGCUUCUCUCUCUCUCUAAGCCUCUCUGUCAGUCUGUUGUGGGUUUGCUUUGCUUUAUAUAUAUCCUCGCUUUGCAUGUGACUACUGCCAUCCUUUUUCUUAAAAACCCAGAAGUCUCUUUACUCUCCCAUCUUCCAGUUCCUGUUUAGUACACAAACUAAGCCAUUCUCUCUUUCAAUUUUGGGGGAGUGUUUCAUCAGUGCAUGAGCUUAUGGAUCCUUCAAGCGGACAACAAAACCAGGAUAUGCAAGCUCAUAAUUCCCUAGACAUGUUGGUCAGCUCAAAAUCCCAGCAGCAAACAGACCAGAGAAAACCAAGGCCACAACCAGAACAAGCCCUCAAGUGUCCAAGAUGUGACUCCACCAACACCAAGUUCUGCUACUACAACAACUACAGCCUCACCCAGCCCAGGUACUUCUGCAAGUCCUGCAGGAGGUACUGGACCAAAGGCGGCACACUGCGGAACGUUCCGGUGGGCGGUGGCUGCCGCAAGAACAAGAGAUCCUCAUCGAAGCGAUCGUCGCAAGACCCUCAACAACCACUCACUCCCAACUCCAACCCGCUCCUCCCAUCGCUCUCCUACGACUCCAAUGACCUCAGUCUUGCCUUUGCUAGGCUCCAGAGGUCAUGUGGGCAGUUGGGUUAUGAUGAUCACCUAUCCAUGUUAGGAAACCCAACCACCAAUUCCCACAGCGACAUUUUGUCGAACGGUUCGUCUGCAUCAGCAUCGCCAGGGUUUCUGGAUGCUCUCCGGACUGGGUUUCUCGAAACCCACAACAGCAACAGCUUCCAGAACAACUUGUAUUAUGGGUUUGGAUCAAGUGGGGGGAACGCCAUGGUGGGUGAGGCGGAAAUGGACAAUGGGGUUUGCGGAGAAAUGGGGCUGCACCCUUAUGAGGAAUUGAGCAAUGUAGCAACCACAACAGCUGUGACGGUCACAACAAUGAAGCAAGAGCUGAGCAGAGAUAUUGAGACCAACAACAACAGAGUCUUGUGGGGGUUUCCAUGGCAGAUGAACAAUGGAGAUCAUCACAACUUGAACAUGGGUGGUGGUGGUGGUGGUGGUGGUGCUCAUCAUGAUCAGUAUGAUAACUCGGGAAGAGAGAGCUGGAAUGGACUUGCAAAUCCAUCUUGGCAUGGACUUCUUCCCCUAGUUUAAAAUCAAGUGGUACUCACCCAGAAAUUACCAAAACUAAAAAGCAUAGGGUACUUUAAAUUUAAUUUGUUUACUUAGUUAUCAUCAGAGACUCAAAAUGUCAGUUUCAGUCCUCUAUUAAGUUUUGUAUUAAGAUAUGUCAUGAUAUGAUCUCUUCUUCUUUUUUUCUGAAAUCCCAGAUUUUGUUUGCUAACCAAGACAAAAAACUUGCAGAGGUUGCCAUGGAA